Molecule: messenger RNA, 801 nt
Organism: Huiozyma naganishii CBS 8797
Lineage: Eukaryota; Fungi; Ascomycota; Saccharomycetes; Saccharomycetales; Saccharomycetaceae
Gene: MET8
Product: bifunctional precorrin-2 dehydrogenase/sirohydrochlorin ferrochelatase MET8
Exons: 1
Coding region: 1-801 (266 amino acids)
Biological process (GO): siroheme biosynthetic process
Molecular function (GO): protoporphyrin ferrochelatase activity; precorrin-2 dehydrogenase activity
Source: RefSeq, a predicted model, not a curated record
AUGGAUCCACAGAGUGUUGAGAGACCGCCCAGCGUGCUGCUGGCGCACCGGAUGCAGGGCCACCCAGUUCUCGUCGUUGGCGGCGGUGUCGUCGCGCAACAGCGACUCGAGAAGCUUGUUCCAACGGGGGCCCGCGUCACUCUGGUGGCGGACCAUUUCACUGCCGCUGUGGAACAGACCGCCUUGCAGUGUCCUCAGCAAGUGAGGCUUGUGCGCGAGAGGUACCGCGAGUCACACUUGAAUUUGGAGCCUUACUGGCGGCUGAUCCUCGUGUGUCUCCCCAGUGGAGCCGCCAACCACUCGGACGAUGCUAAGGGGCAGAGCAAGAGCGAGAGCGACAGUGAGAAGGUGUACAGGGAUGCGAAGAGAGUGUUUGGAGCGCAACAGUCCGUGAACGUCGCUGACGUGCCCGCUCUGUGCGACUUCUAUUUUGGAGCGGACACGAGUGGCUGCCCCACUGGCAAGGGGGAGGGUCAAUUGGGAUCCAUGCAGUUGCUAGUGUCCUCCAACGGCGUCGCACCGAGGUACGCUGCCCUGGUCCGCGACGAGCUUGUGCGGCAUUUGGGGGAGCUUCCUCUGGCACAGUCUUUGGAUCGGCUCGACGAGUUGCGUGCCGCUGUGAGAGAGGAGGCCCCAGGGCCAGAGAUGGUCGCGGUCCGUAUGGAUUGGGUUUGUGCUCUGACGGACCGGCUCGGGCUACGGGGGGCCGCGUCAAUGGACGUCCAGGAGGAACUUAAAAAGUUCAAAGACUACUGCAAGGAACGAGGCGAGCAAGUCAAAUCACCAAGCCAAGACAAUUAG